Caenorhabditis auriculariae is the source of this 2491-nucleotide messenger RNA. The record is from the annotation of a GenBank genome assembly. Lineage: Eukaryota; Metazoa; Nematoda; Chromadorea; Rhabditida; Rhabditidae.
AUGUGCAAGACAGGCAAGGACUUUUUUUAUCACAUUGAUUUAAAAAUAUCUUUAAUAUUGAUUAAACGUAAUAAAACUUUGUUAAACCGACAAUGAGAGCCGUGUUGGACGCGUAAAGCGUCAAUGUAGAAUCGGUGACGCAUUUUUCGUUCCUGGCUCGAAUUUUGCAGUUUCUGAACUUUAUUCAUAUUUUACUCUCUUUCUACGAUUUUUUCAAAACAUCUUGAAAUCUUCAGAACGUUAUCGUAACGCUCUGAGAAGAGCCGCGGCGUCAAAACUCCAAUCAGACAAAGGACUGACGGCUGAGCGCCUUGAAACACUUUCAAAGGUAUUUUCGAAAUUGCAUUUUGAGUCAGAUAUCAGUUUUAACUUGAUAAGUUAACUUUUUCGACAGAAGAAGGCUACUCUAUCAAAAACGGGGAAAAAAUGAACUUUCUCAUCAUUUCAGCACUCAAAAGAUGGCUUCAUCGAAGAAGAGGCCGACGUGAAGAGCGAGUCGAAAACUUUAACCGAAGAAGAUCCGUUUGAAGAACUUCCAACUCGGUUCGAAAGUUGACAUCUGGAAAAUACAUGGGAAAAUUACAGGUCACCACCAACUGAAAGAAAAUCCUACCGUCGAAAAUACAAGUAUGGACGGUACCAGCAAUAUGGGUAUCAAUACCAGCCAACAUCUAAUAACGCCUUGCUUUAUAGGUACGGUAAACUUUGAUUAAAAGGAGAACUUUCGGAAUCUCUUUAGAUGUGUAACAUAUAUCGGGAAAGUUCUUUGUUUUCUAGAAAAUGUAGUUAUCUCUAAAGUUUAUCGAACACUCUUCGAUUUUCCUUAUUCUUCUACUUCUUCUACAUGUAUAUCUCCGCGACUUAUCUUGUACCUCUCACAGUUCAAAUAUAGUCUGUUCAGAUUUUGAAUGUCAAGUCGUCGCUCAAGCUCCGCCCCUAAUGGUGCGAUAAACCCAUCAGAGAGCGAGCCAUCCACAGAGUGUUUUUGAAUGACGUCACUGCACUUGAUAUUAAAAAUCUGAACAGACUCUAUAGACGAAAAAGUCGCAAACUUCUUGAUAAUUGUAGGAAAUUAAUCCUCAAUUUCCUAUUUUUAAAAAGAAGUCCUGAACUUCCGGAGAGUUACUCUGAAAUGGAGCGCCACAACUCUUUAUCUGCCAUACACUGUUUCGUGGUUUUCUCUCAGCUAGAUAACGACGAAAUAGUGGGUGUCAGAGAAAGAGUCGCUCCAUAUCAGAGUCGAAAGUUCAGAACCCAAAAAAUGAAAUAUGAGCAAAAUAAAAGAAGAACCGACUCUGACCUUUUUCCAAACAGCUUCUCUCUGCAGAGUCUACCCCGGACAGCAUCCGAAAGACGAUUCCUAUUGCUCAGACAUGCGCGGAAUGUUCGCUUACACUUGUCAGCCGAGUAAGCCUUUGCGGAUCGACCUCGUCGAGUUCUGCAAGGUAAGGCAUGCAAGUUCAACUCGGAAUAUUUCUACCGAAGGAUUUCAGGACUACGCAGUCUUCUGCAACGUGCCAAACUUCCACCGUCUCCCAGGUCCCCGGAUGGGACCACCCAUCGGAGAUCGAUCCGUGAGGAGGAAUUUCAGAUCACUUGGGAAAUCAUUUGUUUUCUAGGUUGGCCACGUCGAUGUCAACGGCCACUUCGGGUUCGGCGUUGGCUCGGUUCCAGGACUCGAGGUCGGCGUCGGCUGGGGCGUCGACGUCGGACCGCUUCCAGGCGUCGGUGAAAGUGUCGGCGUCGGUAUUGGUGAGUAGAGAGAGGUCGUCUCGAAGCGAUUUGCGCAAAUAGCUGGUUGGGUAUACUGUAUUUUUCUUACAUUUUUUUUAGUUGUGGCAAGUUGGCAAGCCACGAAAACAAAUAAAAGUAUUAGCUUGUGAGAAUUAUAUUUCUAGGCUCUUAAUCUUCUUUUUUUUCAAAACACAAGCCGAGAAGAUACAGUGGCGUCCAGAAUUUCAUGUAAAAAACAUGUUAGCUCGAAAAAAAAAGAAAAUUUCAAAAUAAGAAGUUCUCCUUGUAUGGGAAGUUCCCUUCUGGUUGCCAUUAUAAUGGUAGUUGCUUUUUCGCGGAUUUUUUUCCACAAAGGCUAAAAUACAUGUUUAAAUUAACGUAACUGAUUGGCAAGAGCCAUUUUUUAAAUCAAAAUGACCUUUUUCUGCACAUCUGUGCUCUAUUGGGAUUCGAGAGAUUCCAAGCUUUCUCUAAGGUCUAAGGUUGCGAUGAAAAUUGUACGAUAGCUUGGAAAAUAAAUAAAUUGUGGCAAGUUGGCGUGAGUUGAGGUCUCUUAAUUUGGAGCAUUUAUACGAAUGACUUUCUAGGCCUCGACCUUGGCAUCUUGGGAUCAAAGUCGCCGGAAGCGUUCCGAAGAGGACAGGACGAUCCGAACGAGAAGGGCGGCGGCAUCGUCGGAAUCAAUGGCGGCGUCGGCGUCAAGGCUCCAGGGACCGGUGGAAUCGGUGUUGGCAGCGGUCUCGGCGUCGGCAAAUGA